AGACCGUCUAAUAAGGAUAGGAUGAUGCUGUGGGGUUUCCCGUGAUGAAUUGAAGUGUGUCGUGCGAGCGUUGUGCAAUAGCUUAGGACACAUUGUGUGUGACUACCAUCACUUUACUGUGUUUGCUUAUUAUUAGUAGAGCUGUGGUGACUGUUCUUUUGCUCUGUGGCUGAGUAACAGCAAUAGCGGGUGGGCUGUGUUUUGAGUCAUUAAUAUUUGUCCUUAUGGAGUUUUAUGUCGUCCAUGUCUGUUAUAUCUUUGUGCUAAAUUAAGAGAAAUUAAAGUAUUUAUUUUUAUAGUCCGUUCUAGUUUCCUAGUCCGGGAAAAUUAUGUAGCCUAACUAUCAGAGUUCCCCUGCGCUCUAGGUUGAAACCCAGGGGUGGCAUAGGCUAGUCUCUCUCACUCUCUCUCCGGAGGGUGCUACAUAUGCCAUGUCAUGUUCAGGGCCACUCCAUGAUACCCUGGCUAACUCAUGAUACCCAAGUAUCAUCGCUUAAUGAUUUAUACAAUUUUGGGAAAUAAUCUCACUAGCAUACACACUAAGGCUGACAUCGUUCUACAUUAAAGGGACAGGUCUGAGACAUAUCUGAGUCCAAUGGAGACAGCUCAACAGUCAUCAUGCCUGGUGUGAAACUCUCACCGCAACGGUGUAACCAAGCCUACCGAGAUGUCCUCUCUGGGUGUUCUAUCUGGUGUCGAGGCACUCUGUGGUUUAAUGUGGUUCAUCAGGUGUUGUCUCCCCUCAGAAGGUGCUCUCUCCAGCCCACGAAACCUGAAAGUGGAACUACUGGAUUUUCAUGCCAAGGUAAUGUGGGAGUCGGCUCCAGGAAACCCAAGCGACACUGCAUACGUGCUGGAACUUCAAGAGUUCGGGAAAAAAUGGACCAAAAUUGAAAAAUGCAAGACUAUGAUGAUUUGUGAUUUGGAUGACUUUGGAACCUAUGAUGACCUAAAGAACUACUUUAUUAGAGUGAAGGCGGUUUGGGGACAUGAAAGCUCUAACUGGACAAACGCCUCCUCUUUUCAGCCUUACAGCGAUUGUCAGUUCAGCCCUCCUUUAUUAAAUGUGAUGGUUCAAGAGGGAUCCAUCCUUGCUGACAUUCAUCACCCUGUCACAAAAAAGGUGAAGGAACUAGAGUUUGCUUUAUACCUCUAUCGGAAUGUCUCUGGACAGAAAACAGAGGUGGCACGGAAAAUAUCAGCUCAAGGUGCUCUCUCUUUUCCCAACCUACCUCCUGAUCGCUACUGCCUGAGGGCUUCUGUGCAUAACGACCAGAAAGAUCAACUGUUUGCAGAGGAAUGUAUUGUCGUCCACCCAGCAGAUGAAUGGACUCCUAUGAGAGUGGCACUGGGUGUGUCCUUCCUUUUGGUUCUUCCUGUUGGACUGAUUCUAAUCUUUGUAUUGUGCUACCUAUGGCCCAAAUACCUCAAAACUCCACAGGCUCUGAAAGUCAGACCUGGGGAGUCCAAAUUGCUGGAGGUCAUUCCCGACAAGACCAGAGCUGUGGUGAUCUCACACCUGAUAUGGGGCGAAACAGACGACUGCGUGUCGAAAUGUGAAGAAGACAACAGCUCACUAGCCUUUAACCACAAGACAGACUCGACCUGCAUCAGGGACAUGAGCUCUGAAGGGGAGAUCUGUCUGCCACCUGAGGAAGAGGAUGAUGAUGAUGAAGAUGAUGAUAAGUGCACUGGUAGCCUUCGUCACUCUGCUGGUUAUGGGCUGGUGCCAGACAGCAGUGAUGAGGGAGCCCCUGUGGAGGAAGCAUCGUCACACGCCGCCGCCCGUGUACCCGAGACGGAAGAGUAUGAAGAAAAUGAACAUCCAAGUCAAUACAUGGAGAGACUGAUGAUUGGUGCACAGUGGCAGGUCCAUGUCCCAUUAGACUCUUUAAACAGUCAACCAGCCAGGAGUUCAGACCGCCUAGAGUUCAUAGAAGAAACAGCAGAAACACCUCCAAAUAUUUCAUCAGACAGCCUAGAGUCCAUAGAAGAGGAAGCAGAAACACCUCCAAACAGCUCAUCAGGCUAUGAACCCAGGCAAAUACCUCCAAACAGCUCAUCAGGCUCUGAACCCAGGCAAAUACCUCCAAACAGCACAUCAGGCUAUGAACCCAGGCAAAUACCUCCAAACAGCACAUCAGGCUAUGAACCCAGGCAAAUACCUCCAAACAGCACAUCAGGCUAUGAACCCAGGCAAAUACCUCCAAAUAGUUCAUCAGGCUAUGAACCCUGUCCAUUGAUCUGCUAUAACAGUGAUGAAGGUAGCCAGUGAGUUCAAAUGUGAACCGCAUCGCACCCAUUGUGGAUCCUGUUAUAGUUCCUAUCUCAAUAGGAGUCAUUGCAGGACUGUCUUAUGUCUGGUGCACAGACCGCUACUACCAAAGGCUCUCUGUUUGACACUUUGUGCCUCUCUGCCCAGUGAGUGUUGGCCACAGCGUGCCGGACUCUCUGGAGAUCUACACCUGCCUCUCACCGCAGUCUUCCUCACGAGUACCCUAGGAGAACCCAGACAAACCUGUUAGCAAAUUUGAAUUUGCUCUGCAGGUCCGUCUGGCAAGGAUGCCAUUGGCCCCCAUUUCCAAUGGUCCAAAAACCCAGGCACCAAUCACAGUGGCUUAUCCAGCAUGGGCCAGGUUUUCUAUGAUGACAGAUAGAGCAGUGCUCUAAAAGUAAAGCAACUGAUGGCUGCACUGAUAGCCACAGGGCUAAACAGAUAUGGACAUGCAUUUUUUUUUUAAUUGAGUAAACAACUGCAUUUAAAACAUUCGUUUACAAGAAAGAUUUUUUAUUGCUGCUCUUCUGAAAUGAUUUUAAUGCGCCAAUUUAAGUUUAUUUUCACUGCUGUUUAUGGCCGUGGAAGUCGUAUGUCAAUGAAGCCUUUCUAGAAUCUCUCUCAAUCUCAAUGGAGAUUUGAAAGGUGGUCUGGUGAUAAUGUACUGCACUGACAUCACCAAGUUGCACCCAGCUGCUUCUGGAGUGUCUUACCAACAUUGGAGUGCAGGGCAGUGUUUAUCAAUGGUUCACCUCCUAUCUCUCGGGCAGGACACAGCUUGUCCAGAUUUUGGUCCAGUGAAUCCACUGCCCAGUUUAAAAAGGAACUGAAAACCUUUCUUUUUAGACUAGCCUAUGGACUGUGAUAUGGCUAAAUGGACUAUAUAUAUAUUAUAUAUAUAUAUAUAUAUAAUUUUUCUCCUUUUUUGAUG
Alosa alosa (allis shad) is the source of this 3206-nucleotide messenger RNA. RefSeq names its product cytokine receptor family member B12 (gene crfb12). The transcript is spliced from 6 exons. Lineage: Eukaryota; Metazoa; Chordata; Actinopteri; Clupeiformes; Clupeidae. Gene Ontology annotation, molecular function: protein binding. The record is from RefSeq and is a predicted model, not a curated record. The coding region runs from base 668 to 2275 and encodes 535 amino acids.